This is a messenger RNA of Dreissena polymorpha, 1725 nucleotides long. Its product is annotated as solute carrier family 22 member 13-like. Gene Ontology annotation, biological process: transmembrane transport. The transcript has 9 exons. NCBI's taxonomy places the organism in Eukaryota, Metazoa, Mollusca, Bivalvia, Myida, Dreissenidae. The record is from RefSeq and is a predicted model, not a curated record. Gene Ontology annotation, cellular component: membrane. The coding region runs from base 1 to 1389 and encodes 462 amino acids. Gene Ontology annotation, molecular function: transmembrane transporter activity.
AUGGCGUACAGCGCGAGUGUUCCGAAGUUCACCUGCGUGGUAUUCCAAAAUGGAACCAAUGUUACGUCAUCCGAUACGUGUAAUGUCAACGGGACAGUGUGUGACAUUAUAGAAUUCGACACCAGCAUGCGCACGAUCGUCAGUGAGUGGGGUCUCGUCUGUGACCGGCGGUGGAUAUCGCAGACGAUCACCACCAUCCAGAUGUCGGGCAUGCUGGUGGGCGGGAUCUUCUGGGGUCACGUAUGCGACGGGAUAGGCAGGAAGCCAACUUUCUUUCUGAACGUUCUAGCACUUGGAAUGGCCAAUCUCAUCUCUUACUUUUCGGUGAACUGGCAAAUGUUUGCUAGCAUGAGGUUCAUCAUUGGUCUCGGCUGUGCGGGGUUUACGACAUCACCGCUAAUGUUUGAGUACAUUCAGAAUAGAUGGCGCGUCUUCCUCCUCCUCAUUCCAAGCUUUGAUUUGUGGGCAAGUGUCAUGGCGGCAUUCUGCUACUGGUCACGUGACUGGAAAAUGCUCAAUAUUUCCAUCGCGGUGGCCUCUGGGUUGGCGAUGUUUGGCUGGUUCUAUUUUGUUGAAAGCUUCCGGUGGCUCGUUUCAAACGGAAAAGUACAUUUAGCGCAAGAAACAAUCAGAAAGGUUGCACGUGUAAAUCGCAGGCCGGAACCUAAUCUCACGAAGCUUUCUGUUGUCAUCGAAAAAGAGCAGAAGGAAGCCGAACUGACGAAAUCACUAAGGGUUUAUUCCGCAUUAGAUUUGUUUCGAACGCGCCAAAUACGGAAGACAACACUUUUGUUCGCUUUUAUAUGGCUGUUCUCUGCCUACAGUUACUACGGUAUCGCUCUCGGGGUGCAAGAGCUGUCUGGGGACUUCUUCCUUAAUCUCUUUCUCGUCAACGUCAUCGACAUACCCGGCAACUAUGUUGCGGUCCUCUUCAACACCUGGGGAGGUCGGAAGUGGACGUGCACCGGCUUCUAUGCAUUGGGAGGCGUGUUUGCGUUGCUCGUUGGAAUAUUCAAAUUCCUUAACCUGUCCAUUUCCGGCACGGCACUUGAUGCGCUCGCACUAAGCGCCAAGCUGUGUGUGAGCGCUGCGUGGAAUAUCAACACGCUUUGGUCUCAAGAGUCCUUUCCGACGGUCGUCAGAUUUAUUGGCGGAGGGUUCAUCAGCUCCGUCUCCAGAGUGGGAUCGAUGGUGGCCCCACAGAUUAUAACGCUGAGUCGUGAUAUCAAAGGACUACUGUAUCUGGUUUGCGGCAUCGUCUGUCUAUUAUCCACUGGCAUGUGUGUAUUUCUGGACGAAACAAAGAACCGCGACCUUCCCGACAUGAUUCAGCGUCAUCAAACGCGCUCUGAUACGCGCAAAAACAUGAAGCACGCGCAGAAAUACUGACAUUUUUUUAAACGCACCAAUUUUUCUAGCCAUAAAAAUCCUGACAUUUGCCCCCAUAGUCACAAGGCCAAGAUAAGUAGGUAUUGUGUGAGAUUUGUAAAAAAAACAGUGUUGACCUUUUUACACUUAGAAAGUCGCAUAUGUACUAUAUACGCAGAUUAAAAUGAUUUUGUAUGCUAGCUUCUCUCAAAACCUUUUUACUUGCGUUUUAAGGGAUACAAAAAAAUGUUCAUCAAAGCAUUAAGUGGGCGGGGCGAUCAUCUUCAAGACAAGGUGUUAAUUGUGGCGCUUUAGAAUACAUCGAAAGCCUGAAGUACAAAACAAUGACGUUGUACA